AUAAAAAUAUAGCAGGCAUUGUUAAAGAUCAGUGUGUGUCUUGAAAACACUAGCUCUGUUGACAAGUUAAUGGAAUUUGGGAGUUGUAUGAAUUUAUACGACGUAAUUGUUUUUUUUGUUAAAUUCAAUUUAUCCGAUGCCUGGAGAUUUUUGAAAAAUACCCCGUCCCAGCUAUGGAAAGGAAACCAAUGCAGUAUCUACACGAAGUCCGGAAUUUUUUUUUUCUGUGGAGCAAACUAUCAUUAAGGUUGGGACUUACAUUUUCCUUCGAAUUUGCGUUUUCUGAAUUUCCAACUUGAAGAUUAAUUGACCUCUCGUAAAACCAAUAUGUAGCAGAAUAUAAAAAAUAUUUUCCUUCCUUUUCUGCCCCAAGCUUGAAUUUGAAAUCCUCUAUCCACGUACAAUCCUUCGUAUCUGAUGCUUUUCAGUGUUCAAAUUACUUCAAUUUUCCUUCUAGUUCCCUGGAACAGCUUGGAAUCCAAGUGUUGCCUAGCCUCACUACCAUUGUUACAAAAAUCAUUGUAGAAAGAGCCCACCUGUACAUCCGAAAAGUAGUCAGUUCAGGUUUUACAAAUGACAUCUUGAACGGUUUCCGAUUUAUCUAAUUUUAUUGAUGCAGCAUUUUCCUGAAUGAACGGAUCAGUGGCCGUGAUUUUCAACUAUUCCAAUUGUUGUGACUGUUUUUAUUUCCAGAGGAGUGAAAUGGAGACGUCGGAACUAAUGUCCGAUAAACCUUUUGGUGCAAAAGAUCAGCAUAAAAUAAGUAAGCAACGCGCGAAAAAAGCCUACGAAGUCGGAGUUUCUCCCGGAAAUGUCAGCUGUUCAAAUUGUUCGAGCAACAUCGAUCCCAAUAACCUGAUGCUGCGUAGUUUAUCAAAGUUUUCGAAAUCUGCGGCCGGCUGGUCCCAUGUUGUUUGUCUUCUGAGAGCCACGCGAAAAGGUGCGAAGAAAUCCGAAAUUGAAGGCUAUAAAGAACUCGAAUCGGAACAGAAGAAAGAUCUGGAAGACCUACUAACCCGGCCGUUCCUGGAUGAAUUUGUCGUUGAGUACGCCAAAAGUUACGAGUCUGUAUGUCGUGGUUGUGGCUCAAAAAUUGCGAAAGGUGCUGUCAGGAUCGGAAAACUGGAUGAUUCGUCGGAAGUCGCGCAGAAAUAUGGACCAUCUUAUCGAUGGCAUCACGUUGAAUGUUUCGCAUCUGCACGGGAAUUGCUGGGCUUUUUGAAAGGUGGAUACAUGCUGUCUCAGUUCGAGAGCUUGUCAAUGGAUGAUAAGAGAUACGUGAUAGAACAACUACCAACCAUUCAGCAUGGUGCGAAUGAUCAGACUGAUGAGCUGGACAAUGAUGAGAGUGUUGCCGAUGUCUUAGCAUCUCUUUGCUCCGUUGAGGCGGAAUUCAACGAAAACAGCAAAGAUGACGAUUUGUUCUUGCAGAUUGAAGACCCGAAGCAGGAACCCUCUUCACUCAAUUUGCUCCUGUGCUAUUGUGAUGCAAAAGAAAUUACAGCAGUGCUCCAACCGGAAACUACAAUUCAACUUCCAGAACAAGACCCUGAGAAAGUUGCUCUGGCAGAGAAAGUCGCAGCAAUGGAAGCCCAAUUAGCUGAACUUCGUUCAAAACUGACCGGAGGACCAGUUGUCGAAUCCUCUCAGAAGUCUACCGAAUCACAACCCGAGAAUCUUUUUGUUUCUGCUAACAAAUCGCGAUUUGGUGACGACGCUGCGAGCCUCGUACCCGAAUCAAACGCCGUAGUUGUCUCCGGCCCAAAACCUGCCUUGAUGACUCCAUUAAACUCCGAGAAACUGUCACAAUUCAAGGAGAAUACUCAGAAAACCGAAAAGAGCUUCGAAGCUUUGCGGAAUGAUUUGAUGCUGUCGAGUGAUGAGGAGGAAGAAAUGCGUAAUCCGAUGGAGCAGCGUUACAACGAAUACGGGAAAGAAGUGCGGAGAAUCUCUCGGAAACAAAAUAUAGUUAUUGACUACGAAGAAAAAUUGGCGAGGAUGAAAUCGAAGAUUUACCUGGAUGAAAGCAUGAAUAGGAAGAGGAAAGGGUCGAAUACUGCACUCGUCAAUCCUGUCAGCGUUGACAAUGAUCUUGGUCCUGGGGGUUACAGCGAAGCGAAGACCAAAAUCCGCAUUGUAACGCCUUUGAUUGGCUCGAUACAACUGGAAACGAUGUUGAAAGAAAAAGUAAUUUACACGCUUUCGACGAUAAAGAUGCACCUGAGAGGAGGAAAAAUCGACACUGAUGGCGAUUGGGUUGUCAUGGGCGUUAUCAUAGGCAAAGGUCAUCCGAAGAUUUCUAAAAAAGGCUCCCAGUUUUCGGUGCUGAGUUUAAGUGACUUGACUGGAGACUGUACUCGAGUUGUAUCAGUGAUGCUUUUCGGCAGAGCGCAUGAGAAGUUGUUCAAGCUUAAUCUUGGAACCGUGAUCGGAUUGUUGAAUCCGUCCAUAUUGGAGAACAGGGAUGGACGAUUCGGCGUGGAUGCGACGUUAUCAGUAAGCACGCCUGAUCGUGUUCUAGAGAUUGGUCAGUCGAAAGACUACGGUCUCUGUCAGGGAAGGAAGAAGGAUGGUACCGCAUGCGUUGUUCCAGUUAACAAAGCAACUUGUCAGUUUUGCGUGCAUCAUCUUCAGGGAGAGUACCGCAAAGCUGCUGCAAAACGCCAGAGUUUGAACACCGGAUUGAACAGCGUUGACCCGAAAAGGCGUUUUUCUGACAAGAUGUGCUUGGGCGGAAAUGUUGUUUGCCUUGAGAGCUCUGAAGGCCUCGCGGACGCGAAGAGAAGGAAGCUGUCCAUGAGUGGAUUGGCCAAAAAUAACACUGCCCAGUCGCUGGGGUCUGUGGAUAAAUUGAAGCACUUGAGCGACGCGGAAAAAACUGCUGUCACGAAGUUUCGGAAGUCUGACCCUGAACUGUGA
Messenger RNA from Notodromas monacha, 2919 nucleotides. The record is from the annotation of a GenBank genome assembly. Lineage: Eukaryota; Metazoa; Arthropoda; Ostracoda; Podocopida; Cyprididae.